Molecule: messenger RNA, 1447 nt
Organism: Botrytis cinerea B05.10
Lineage: Eukaryota; Fungi; Ascomycota; Leotiomycetes; Helotiales; Sclerotiniaceae
Exons: 3
Coding region: 72-1040 (322 amino acids)
Biological process (GO): retrograde vesicle-mediated transport, Golgi to endoplasmic reticulum
Cellular component (GO): endoplasmic reticulum; SNARE complex
Molecular function (GO): SNAP receptor activity
Source: RefSeq, a predicted model, not a curated record
GAUAUAAUGUGAUAAAUUGGACAACUUUCACGAUUUGUUAAUGUGAUUUUUGAUUUUGGCAGCAAGAAAUUAUGGCAAGACUUAAUACCGUACCUGUUCCGGCGAGAGAUCCGACAGCUACGAAUUUGGAGCGGAUGUUGGUGAGAUUACAGAAAAUUAUCUUGGGUCCAGAUACGUCUGCCAGUUCGCAAAGCUAUGCUGAGUGGGUGAAGAUGGGCGCGAAUCUAGAAUAUGCGCGGGGCUUACUGGUACACGUAGAGCAGGAUGCGCAGAAUAUCAAAGUGUUGUCGAGAAAACAGGAGAUCCAGGCGGACUUGGUGCGCAAAGGACAUUUGAUACAGAGACUUGGCGAAAGACUGGAGGAGUUACGUGAGCUUGCAAGCUAUGAGGAAGAAGGCGAGGAUUCCUCUGAGGGAGAAGAUCUGUUAGGGAUUGCGCAAGAUACUCCUUCGGAAACGACUGACGAAAUGAUGAAUACGAGCGAAGACCGAUCAACACCUUCUCCUACCAAUUAUACAUCUUCUCCUAUCAUACAAGCGGAGUUGGAUUCUACACCACCACAAAUCCAAACUCAAACCUCCCAGGCUCCCGAACCAUCUACUCUCCGCUCUCGUAAUCCCCGCGCUGAACUUUUCGAGAAUUCCUCGAAUCAAGCUUACACAACAUCUACUUCUACCUACCGACCAGCACCCACCCCCUCGAGCACCACCACCGCCACCACUGAAACACUCCUCACUCACCACCGCACCGAACAAGAAGACCUAACCAAAUCUCUCCUCUCCAUGGCGCAGGAACUCCGUGCUCGCUCACAAACCUUCGCCAGUACCCUCGCCAGCGAUUCCUCGGUGCUUGAUUCUGCAAUCGCGGGGAUUAAUAGGAAUGAGCUUGGAUUGGAAGCGGCGUCGAAGAGAAUGGGUUAUUUGAGGACUAUGACGGAGGGGAAGGGAUGGUGGGGUCGCAUGAUGAUGUAUGCGUGGAUUGCGGGGCUGGCGGUCCUGGCCGUGUUGGUGGUGUUUGUUAUGCCGAAGUUGAGGUUCUGAGUUGGGAAUGGGAGGAGGGGUUGUGGAGAAGAUUAUUUCAAGAGAGUAGAGGGAGCCAGAGAAAAAUGGGAUGGCGUUUUGAGCAAAAUAGGUAUUUUGAUGAAAGGGGGAGUUUUGCGGUGUUCGAGGUGCUUGGGAAAUACCAUAAAUAGUGGUAGGCUUUCUUCUAUCUUGAUAUAUUGAUUCUAGCAUGUUUGGACGGGCAUUGGACGGAGCUAGAUUAUGACAGCAUGGAUUUUCUCAUGUUACGAAAAGUGGAACAGGGGAGGAAGAGAUUUGAUGUAUUGUAUUGCAUUUGUUGAGUUGGCAAAGUAGCAAUAUGAGAUGGGCGAUUUUUGUCGUAUAUGUAUAUCAUGUAUCGGGUAUCAAUCAUCAUUUUGUAUCAUGUCACAUCACAUCACAUCACA